GUAAAGGUAAACCAAGAGGAUUACAUAGUGCUCGUAAGUUACGUACUCAUCGUCGUGAAGAACGUUGGGCUGAUAAAGCAUAUAAAAAAAGAGCUUUGGGUACUGCUUUUAAAUCUUCACCUUUUGGUGGUUCUUCUCAUGCUAAAGGAAUUGUUCUUGAAAAAAUUGGUGUGGAAGCAAAACAACCUAAUUCUGCUAUUCGUAAAUGUGUUCGUGUACAAUUAAUUAAAAAUGGAAAGAAAGUAACAGCUUUUGUCCCUAAUGAUGGUUGUUUGAAUUAUAUUGAUGAAAAUGAUGAGGUUUUACUUGCUGGUUUUGGUCGUAAAGGAAGAGCUGUAC
Entrophospora candida is the source of this 339-nucleotide messenger RNA. Lineage: Eukaryota; Fungi; Glomeromycota; Glomeromycetes; Entrophosporales; Entrophosporaceae. The record is from the annotation of a GenBank genome assembly.